AUGCGCCCGGGGCCGGGGCUGCCGGUGCUGCCGGUGGUGCUGGCGCUGCUGGCGGCGGCGGCGCGGCCGGGCAGCGGCGAGGAGGCGAUCCAGUGCCCGCCGUGCUCGGAGGAGCGGCUGGCGCGGUGCAAGGCUCCGCAGGGCUGCGCGGAGCUGGUGCGGGAGCCGGGCUGCGGGUGCUGCGCGACCUGCGCGCUGCCCCGCGGCACCGCCUGCGGCGUCUACACCGCGCGCUGCGGUGCGGGGCUGCGCUGCUACCCCCCCCGCGGCGAGCCCCGGCCCCUCCGCACCCUCAUGCACGGCCAGGGCAUCUGCACAGACCUGGCCGACGUCGAGGCCAUCCAGGAGAGCCUCCAGCCCCCAGGUGAGGUGGCGGAGGGGCGGCAGAGGGUGGUGAUCGUGGCCUCUGCCACGCCCCUGGUGCUCGGGCAGGAUCUGGGGUCUGGGAGCAGAGCCGGCAAGAAGGAGGAGAUUGACCACCCCAACAACAGCUUCAGCCCCUGCAGCAUCCACGACCGCAAGUGCCUGCAGAAGCAGCAGGCGAAGAGGGUCAACAACGGCAACAAGAUGCGCAGCAGCGGGAGCCCUCACCACCGCGACGACACGCGGGUCAUGGCGCAGGGCUCGUGCCAGAGCGAGCUGCACCGGGCGCUGGAGAGGCUGGCAGCCUCGCAGACCCGGACACACGAGGACCUGUAUGUCAUCCCCAUCCCCAACUGCGACCGCAACGGCAACUUCCACCCCAAGCAGUGUCACCCAGCCCUGGAUGGGCAGCGGGGCAAGUGCUGGUGUGUGGACCGCAAGACGGGGGUGAAGCUGCCGGGCUUCCUGGAGCUGAAGGGAGACUUGGACUGUCACCAGCUGGCGGACAGCAUGUGA
Messenger RNA from Sturnus vulgaris (Common starling), 879 nucleotides. The record is from RefSeq and is a predicted model, not a curated record. NCBI's taxonomy places the organism in Eukaryota, Metazoa, Chordata, Aves, Passeriformes, Sturnidae.